Molecule: messenger RNA, 3382 nt
Organism: Anthonomus grandis grandis
Lineage: Eukaryota; Metazoa; Arthropoda; Insecta; Coleoptera; Curculionidae
Gene: GAPcenA
Product: rab GTPase-activating protein 1-like
Exons: 22
Coding region: 156-3314 (1052 amino acids)
Source: RefSeq, a predicted model, not a curated record
UGUCAACAAAAAAAAAAAAUAAUUUCCUAUUAUUUAUAUAUUUUUGUUUUUUUUUUUCCGAAAAUAAAUAAAAUAACACAGCAAGAAAAUAUCAGAAAUGAGCAAUAAGAGGCCCCAUAUAAGGUCCCAUAUCAUUAGCCAUUAAACUAAGAGUAAUGGAGGACUCGCUGAGUGUAAAAUCAAAUGAAUCAGUGCCGACCAGUGACGAGUUUGAUUUCAUCUCAGACAAACCUGGGGCGAGUAAAACUCCCACCCUGGAUUUUAAAGGAGGCCUAAGCGACCUAAAAGACGCCCUUAAAGAGGUGUUGCAAGAAACGGACGGCCCCAAAAUGACUGAUAGCAUUGACGGGCUCGAGCAUAAGCUGGAGAUUGGACAAUCGACUUUUUAUGGGACGCCAGUACCGGAGGGCCAAGAUCCGUUGAGUCAUGAGUUAAGUCCUACCGAGAAGAUGGAUUCUAUGAAGACGGAUAAUAGUACGGAAGACGACUGCAGCAUUUCAGAUGUGGACCAGGACUGUACGAUUUUUGCUGGGGUGACGUAUUUAGGGGCCGCCCAGAUAAACGCCCCAAAAUCCGAAAGUGAAAUUCACAGAAACAUGGCCAUAUUAAACGAGCAGUCUGUGGAGCAGGGAAUUAAAGUGUCUGUCUCUGUACCGGUUUCUAGUCAAGGACUUGUCGUGCUCUACGAUGCCCAAACAAACUCAGUGAUUUCGCGAUACGAAAUCCAUAGAAUAUUGUUUUAUGCGAGAGGAUCAGCGGAUAGUAAAGAAGCGAGUUGUUUUGCUUUCACUUGGUCCCACGGAGACUCCCAGGAAACCGCCAUUUUUCAGUGCCAUGUCUUUCGUUGUGACAUAGUUGAGGCGGUCUCAAGGGUUUCAGCCUGUUUUGCCAAAGCUUUCCAAAGGGUCCCCAAGUCGAUAAGUUGUUGCAUAAACUCAGCUGCGGACGUGAUGUCUGGAUCGGUUACGACUUUACCGGAAGCUAAAACUCUGAUGCACGUCUUUGAGGUUAAUUUGGAAAUCAAAGAGGAGGAUGGAAAGGGAUCUUAUUCGACAGUCGGAAAGGACAGGAACGGUUUUAGGUUAAAGGCCAACCUGGAGAAGCAGCUUUCGAUCGGAAUUAAACAGGUUUCAGAUCACGGUCCCCAGUUGGUGAUCGAGCGGUGUUUCGGCGUUUUGGUGGCCUCAGGGCGGGAUGUGAAACAUUCGGAUAUGCAACUAUUGGAAAUGAAAGAGCAAAAAAACCAAUCGAACGACAACCUGACACUCAUCCUGGCUACUUGGGACCCCACCGAGCAAAACUUCGAACCCCUCAACCUGGAAACCCCAAAGGAUCAAAAGCAAUUCAUGACGGUAGCGAUCGAUUUGGUCAUCAGAGGAAUCCAGGAACCCGUGAGGUUCCAAAUCGAGACCCCCGUAAGGGUUUUCGGACAAGGUGAGAGGAACUUUUGGUACUUCCAAAGAAAGUCUUUGAUUCAGCAGUUUUAUCUGAACUUGAGAGAGAUUAUCGACGAUCACAACGAAGUUAUUUACGAAUAUUUAAACAUGGAAACUUCGGGCGAAUUGGACCGGAACUUAUUGAAUCUCAACCUGAACUUGUCCAGUUUGAUUCAGUCUCCCAGUAUUACCAGUAUCGACCCCCUUACCCCGAAGGAGGAGGAUCUUUCAGAUGGAGAUGAGCCUCUACUGAGCGGAACCGGCUUGGUAUCGAAAGAUUGUGCCGAAGACGUGUUGGAAUCAUGGGCGGACCUACUGGCCAGAUGGAAACAGACCCAACAGAGACCGAAACAAUUGGCCAGCUUGGUGAAACUGGGCAUACCGGAGGCGCUGAGGGGCGAAGUUUGGCAACGUCUCGCAGGAGUCGAGGAAGACAGCGACAUGAUGAAUCAGUAUCGCGUAUUAAUAACAAAGGAAUGCCCGUGCGAAAACGUUAUAGAACGGGACAUAGCCCGCACGUUUCCCGCCCAUAAUUUCUUUAAAGAAGCGGGCGGAUUGGGACAAGACUCCUUGUAUCGGGUGAGUAAAGCGUAUGCGGUGUACGAUUCCGAAGUUGGUUACUGUCAAGGAUUGAGCUUUCUGGCCGCUACUUUAUUGUUACACAUGCCGGAAGAACAGGCGUUUUGCGUACUAGUAAAGCUGAUGUACGAUUACAAACUGAGGGACUUUUACAAGCAAGGCUUCGAGAACUUAUACCUGAGGCUGUACCAGCUUAACAGGUUAAUGGAGGAACAGUUAAGCCCGUUAUGGAACCACUUUAUGGAGCACAAAAUCGAGACUCACAUGUUCGCCUCCCAAUGGUUCCUAACCCUGUUUACCGCGAGGUUUCCUCUGUAUUUCGUCUUUCAUAUCAUCGAUGUGUUUUUGUUGCAAGGUAUCGACACGCUAUUCCAAAUGGCCUUGGCUUUACUGAUGGUGUGCAAAAACGACCUGUUGCAGCAAGAUUUUGAGGGAAUAUUGAAGUACUUCCGGGUGUCGUUGCCGAAAAAGUGUCGCAGCGAGGAGGCGGCGAAGAGGUUGAUCAAACUGGCGUGCAGCAUUAAAGUGAAGAAGUUGAAGAAGUACGAGGCCGACUUUAUCACUUUGAAAGACGAUUGGGAAAUAAUCUCUUCCGAUACAGAGGCCCAAGAUCGGCAAGAGAACGAGGCGAGCGAGGUGGAGAAGUACAAGAUGACCAUCCAGCGGCUCGAGGAGGAGAAGAACCUUAUGCACACCGAGAUCGUGCAGCUAAAAGAGAUGCUAAAACGCGAAGUGGACACUUUGGAACACGAAGAGAAGAGAAACGAACAAAUGGUGAGCGAGUACAAAAUAGUAAGGCAUCGCUUGGAUAUGCAACUGCACGUGGCCAAACAAGAACUGGAAAGCUUAAAGGUAAAAGUGUCAAAUUGUCCGGACUGUUCGAAAUUAGUUGAGGUUAAUAAGCAUGUGGGGGGAGCUGGUGAUCGGAGUUCCGGUGAGGAGCGGAUACGCGAGCUGGAGUUGGAGCUGGCGCAAACGAAACUGGCCCACGUAGAAGCGGAAUGUCGAAAUCAGAAUUUAACGCAUCAACUUCGUUCGACGGAACAGGAACUGAACACUGCCAAAAACUCGUGGCCCCCCUGGAUGAGCAAAGCCCUUAGCUCCAUAAAAGAAGUGGCCCAAAACAAACCGAACGCCACCCAGUCCACGUUCAUUUCCCACAUAAACAACGUGUACAGGCGGGACAGCGCCCCCUUUCGGGUGCCCCCCGAAAAAGAAACAGUUAACGACAACCGGCGAGAGUCUGCUCCCGUUAUCAAGGAUUCCCACAGUUGUAACAGUUUGAAAAGCACCCAUUAAAGAAGAAUGAGGCCUAUGAUGAUUAAGUAUGGUGGUUUCCAUGUAAUAUAUUAUUUGUUAGAUCUGAA